AUCCCUCACCCCGGCACCUACCUACCUUUGUCUCUCUGAACUGGCCUCCUGCACCCUGGCUCCUCCUUGUUGAAGAGCUGCCAGACUGCUUUGGUUUCCAUUUUCUGCAGAAGUCCAGCUCUGUGUAGAGACAGCUGAAUGAAAGGCAGCAGGGGCCACAGAGGCCAUGGAGAGAUGGCUUUUUCUGGCCCCCAACCACCCUACGUGAGCCCGGCUGUUCCCUUUUCUGGGGUGAUCCAAGGAGGUCUCCGGGAGGGGCUUCAGAUCACUGUCCAGGGAGCCCUUCUUCAAUCCAACACAAACAGAUUCUCUGUGAACCUCCAGAGUGGUUUCAGCGACAACGACAUUGCCCUUCACUUCAACCCACGGUUUGAAGAGGGAGGGUAUGUUGUUUGCAAUACAAAGCAGAACGGAAAUUGGGGACCAGAAGAGAGGAAGAUACAAAUGCCCUUCCAGAAGGGGAAGGCCUUUGAGCUCUGCUUCCUGGUGCAGAGACAGGAGUUCAAGGUGACGGUGAACAAGAGGUUCUUUGCGCAGUACCCACACCGAGUGCCCUUCCACCUUGUGGACACCAUCUCUGUCUCCGGCCCUUUGCAGCUGUCCUGCAUCAGCUUCCAGAACUUCCCUGUGCGGCCUGCCUUCUCCAAGCCACAAUUCUCCCAGCCUGUGCAUUUCCCACAGAAGUCCAGGAGGCACAAAGCAAACCCUCAAGGCAUUUGGCCUGCCCCGGGUCUGGUGACUCAACCCAUCAUGCACGGUGUCCCUGGACCGGUGUUCUCUAAUCCUGGACUAUUGCCUAUAAUGUACCCCAACCAAAACUAUCCCAUUCCUUACUUCACCUCCAUCCCAGGAGGGCUGUUCCCAUCCAAGGUCAUCACUGUGUCCGGCAUCAUCUCACCCAAUGCUAAGAGGUUCCACAUCAACCUGCGCUGUGGGAGUGACGUCGCCUUCCACCUGAACCCACGUUUUGAUCAAAACACUGUGGUCCGAAACACUCAGAUCCAGGGCCGCUGGGGGGCAGAGGAGCGAAGCCUGCCCUUCACUAUGCCCUUCAGACAAGGCCAGGGCUUCCUGGUGGGGAUCAUAUGCGAAGGUCACUGCUACAGGGUGACCGUGGACGGCCAACACCUCCUGGAAUACGCCCACCGCCUGAAGGACCUGAGGGCCGUCAAUAACCUGGAAGUGGCUGGUGACAUCCAGCUGACCCAUGUGCAGGCUUAGGUGGGCUCUGCGAGCUGGCAAAGGUCUGGGUGCGCUACUCUGUCUCCUCCCCCCUCCGCUUCCCAGAGGGGCCCCAACGUCCUGAGCCCCGACUUCUCAGCAGAUGGCGCCGAGGCGUGCGCUGCAGGGGAACCACCAGGUCCACACCUCCAGGCAGAGAAUGGGGGUCCCGAGCCUGCUGAGCCCCCAGCCCCGUCCCACACAACCUGCGGCUCUUAACCACCUUCCCACGCUCCCUGCAGCCACUCAGAGAGCCCGAGCCACAGCUGUGCACUCCAGGGAUGAGGCGACCUCCACGGCACCCCCAUUCCCGUGACCUUUACCCUCUCCCUCGGCUUUGCACCCUGCUGCAACACUGCCCCCUCUGGGGAGGCCGCCCUG
Messenger RNA from Fukomys damarensis (Damara mole-rat), 1602 nucleotides. It is a transcript of the gene Lgals9, whose product is annotated as galectin 9. Gene Ontology annotation, cellular component: cytosol; nucleus. The record is from RefSeq and is a predicted model, not a curated record. Gene Ontology annotation, molecular function: galactoside binding; carbohydrate binding. Gene Ontology annotation, biological process: negative regulation of type II interferon production; positive regulation of gene expression; negative regulation of CD4-positive, alpha-beta T cell proliferation. The transcript is spliced from 11 exons. Lineage: Eukaryota; Metazoa; Chordata; Mammalia; Rodentia; Bathyergidae. Bases 139 to 1221 code for a protein of 360 amino acids.